CGGCUGCGAUCCUCCCGUUCAAUUCAGUGUUAAUUUGGUUCUUGAGGAGUCAACAUCAGCUGGAAACUAGCUGAAACUAAAGUACAAACGAAAAAGCAAUAGCUGCCUGUACCGAACAGAAAGAGUAAUCGAUUGCGUUGAGAGAGAGUUUUAUGAACUUGAGGUUUUUUUUGUUGAAUAAGUGCUUACUGGGAGUGUUUUCUGAGAGUUAAACGGAGCAAAAAUCUGCAAAAAAGUCAAGGCCAAAAGGACUUGGUUAAGAGUGCGAACUGUGAGAUCUGUAGUAUCGGUAAAGAAGAAGUAUUUUGGAAACCGGCUUGUAUCGGUGUGUCGACACGAGGAAACGAUCUCUGCGAUAGCGACACAAGAAGAGAACAAUCAAUUUGCGGAGGUGAUCGCAAACGAGAUUCGAUAAGCAGUGAGAGUGCGCGCGUUCGUGAGUGAUCAAGUGUUCGUUAACGAAAAGGAAAGGUUGCAAACAUGGUUCUAAGAAGCAAGAGCUUUGCCCGCUACAUCUUCCAGAACCAGCACAAACUGAUUCAGCAACUGCUGCAAACACAGCAACUGCAGAUCCGGCUGUGCAGCGGUGGUUCGCAGCAGAUCCAGCAAGCGCUGCGCGUCGAGGAGGAUGAUAUGCCGAAGAUUUCGCAGGCCGCUCCGGUAGCGGCCCCGUUUCCGAUGACGCUUGAGCACGCGCCGGACGUCGGCGAACAGUUCCGGUAUGCGGAUCUCUCGGUGCGUCUGGCCGCCCCGCACGAGCUCUCCCCGAAACCGGACACCGACGAUAUGGCCUUCGGCAAGUACUUCACCGACCACAUGCUCAAAAUUGCGUACCACAAGCGACUGGGCGGCUGGCAGAAGCCGGAAAUCACCCCGAUGGAAACGCUGAACCUGCACCCUGCCGCCAAGGUGUUCCACUAUGCCGUCGAGCUGUUCGAAGGCAUGAAGGCGUACCGCGGAGUGGACGGCCGGAUCCGUCUCUUCCGUCCGAACAUGAACAUGGCCCGCAUGAACAUCACCGCGUACCGCUCCGGCCUACCGACCUUCGAGGGCGGCGAACUCAUCAAAGCCAUGUCCCGCUUGAUCCAGAUCGACUCGGAGUGGGUACCGCACACCGAAUCGGCCAGCCUGUACAUUCGCCCUACCCUGAUCGGUAUCGAGCCCACGCUGGGCGUGGCCUCCUCAGACUCUGCCCUCCUCUACACGAUACUGUCCCCCGUUGGAGCGUACUUCAAGCCGGGAAGCGGCGGUCUGAAGCUGUACGCCAACCCGAACUAUACCCGCGCUUGGCACGGAGGGGUCGGCGAUCGUAAGGUCGGAUCCAACUACGGACCGACCAUCCACGUCCAGAAGGAAGCCCUGAAGGAGGGAUGCCACCAGGUGCUGUGGCUGUACGGCGAUCAGCACGAGUUGACCGAGGUCGGCGUGAUGAACAUCUUCAUGCUGUACGUCAAGGAGAAUGGAGAACGGGAACUGCUCACGCCGCCGUUGGAUGGCCUGAUUCUGCCGGGAAUUACUCGCGAUUCGAUCCUCCGGUUAUGUCGCCAGUGGGGAGAGUUCAGCGUCAAGGAGCAGAAGUUCACGAUGACGAUGGUGCAGCAGUUGGCCAAGGAGGGACGGUUGCUGGAAAUGUUCGGCGCUGGUACGGCCGCCGUCAUCAGCCCGAUCGAGCACAUCGCCUACAUGGGCGAUGAGAUCCACAUCCCGACCGAGAGCCAUCAGGCACCCAUCUACCGGCGGUUGUACGACACCCUGACCGGCAUCCAGUACGGCAAGAUCGAGCACGAGUGGGCUCCAGUUAUAGCAUAAGCACCCCCCUCCCCCUUAAACUACUUCUCUACUACGAUCCUAUAGGUGAAUCAGUACUAUUUUCUGUGGAACGAAUGAGUGACAGUGAGUGACUGAAUGAGUGCGUAGACGAGUCUUCCAGGUUAGGUAGAGUUGUGCGCUAUCGCAUGAUAGUGCACGUUACAAGAAUACAGUUUAGGAGAGGAAAAAGACACUUUUAGGUGAGAGAACGGGACAGGUAAGAAUGCAUGUUAGUAUGAGGUAAGGUUAGGAUUAGACGCAGUGAAGGAAGUUUGUUCCUUGAAUUUUGCGUUGAUAGUAAGAUUACUCUCAAAUACACACGCACACAAGUCGUUGUGUGAUUUGGGCGAGUGGAAGACCGCGGAAGGUUUCAGGCGAUGGAAGCAAACCGAUUGUGAUUUAUUUGUUUCUAAAGUUGUUAUUCUAUAGUUAGACAAAAUACAAGUUAUUUGUUCACAAAUAGAUCUACUUAAUGUUAACGUUGAACAUCGAAUACCGGAACUAUGGAACCAUCCGAAGAAACUAACAUAUCAAAAUUGCGUGCAGGCAUUUACUAGAAUACGUACCGCUUCUAGGUUAUGUUCAACCUAUCAAGCUCAAUAUUUAGCAAGACUUCCAAUAUUUAGAUCGCAUAAGGUAUAGAACAGUGAUAAUCAGACUUUGAAGUAUGCCGCAAACAAUGUGAACAGAACUCAGGAAAGCGUGGGAAAAGAUUUCAGUGGUUGUCACAUUUUAUCCCAUUGGCAGACCCCUUCCCAGCCCACAAAAAAAUCUUCCAAACGCCCACCUCAACCCAGUAUCAGAACGAAACCUCAAAAAACGUAAAACCUCUGCUUCCCAAUCCCAGCAGAUGAUUGAAAUCGGACAGAACCAAAUUAACCCUCUUCCCGCAAAAGUUGUUGCAUAUCUCUAUGAAGAAAAAUGAUUGAUAACGAUUAUCACACGAGAUGCGACAACCGGCGAAAGCGCCCUUGCGCGCUUCGAAUCAUACUGCGAAAGCACCGCCGCAUCUGCGCUGUGCUUUCGAAUCGGAAAUAUUUCACUGAAAUGUUUCUCCCACCAGCCGCCAUGAUGGCUUGCAAGCAAUUUGCAAGCGGUACAGUACACAGUUGAUUUGCAGCGGUACGUUGGCGCGCGCAAAACGUGAGAAGCGACACGUGGCACUGGGUGCUUUGAUCCAAUAAAAGCACAGCUUGCUACGACCGUGAUAACUUUAACUUUAAAGCAAAUACGAAAUUGACAAAAUGGCAUUUAUUAACUCUACCGUUACAAUAAAAAAAACCAUUAUCUCUAUAAUCAUUUUGGUGUGUUUUGCGCGUGAAUCUGGCGAUGUAGACUUCGGUUGCCCUCUUCGCAAAGCUCAGGUAGAAUUCACACUUUACAUUAACCACAUUAAAAUUACAUAUGUAUGUUUUUUAGUUUCAUUUUUCGAAUUUUUAUGUUCUGUAAAUUAUGUUAUUCCAAAACCACUCGCGGAACCCGAAAGCAGUAGUUUGUCGUACAAAACGAAAAAAGUGCAUUUCCAGGUUGUAAAUAGGAAUAAUUUGUUCGGUUUAGUAGGGAAACUAAGUUUCCGAAGGGCCUGCGUUAAGCGGGUGCAAUUCGCGCUCCGGUGAUCAUUUUGGUGCCAAACGGCUUUGACCCUUUGGAGACGAAAAGGACAUGGAAGGAGCGCGAAGGUGCCCUACCCUGGCCCGAAACAGUAGUAGUACAAGUGUGUUAUACGAAGAUGCCUUAUACGACUAGAUCUUCUUUUUAUUAACUUUUAUUUUGCGCUAGGUUUUAGUGUAGUAGCUUUUCUACUAGUAGGUAAGAGACGCUUUUUUGUAUUAAAUCGAAAACUGAUGGAAGUGAAAAUAAAGCAAAUUAUUUUUUCUCAGCUAAAA
Molecule: messenger RNA, 3695 nt
Organism: Aedes aegypti (yellow fever mosquito)
Lineage: Eukaryota; Metazoa; Arthropoda; Insecta; Diptera; Culicidae
Gene: Bcat
Product: branched-chain-amino-acid aminotransferase, cytosolic
Exons: 6
Coding region: 481-1809 (442 amino acids)
Biological process (GO): L-leucine biosynthetic process; L-valine biosynthetic process
Cellular component (GO): mitochondrion
Molecular function (GO): branched-chain-amino-acid:2-oxoglutarate transaminase activity
Source: RefSeq, a predicted model, not a curated record